CAGCGAAAAAGAAUAGGGAUUUUCUGUACUCGCGACACCACGCGCCUGCCUUAAUCGCAAAUAUAAUAUGGCAGGCAGAGGUACACACGAUAAUAAUAGAUAUGGAGAGCGGGCCCGUAAACCGCUACCGACGGAACCACCGUUCCUUGCGUACGUUGGCAACCUUCCGAAUGGCAUCGUGCAGGGUGACAUUAACUCCAUCUUCAAAGAGUAUGCGGUCAAGAGCGUGCGUCUCGUGAAGGACAAGGAAACGGAUGCAUUCAAAGGAUUUUGCUACGUCGAGUUUGAUACGCUCGAAGAUCUGGAAAAGGUGCUCCUGCUGGAUCGCAUGAUUGUGCUGAACGAACGACCGGAACCGUUGCGGAUUGAUGUGGCCGAGCAGAAGAAAAAUGAUCGCGGCGGGUUUAAUAGACGCGGUGGUCAACAGAAUCGCGGUGGUCCCGGUGUACCGGGAGGUGGCGGCGGUGGCGGCGGUGGCUACAACCGUGGCGGACCCACUCAGAUGAACAAUCGGCCGAUCAGCAGUGGUGGUGGCAGUGGUGGUGGCGGCGGUGGCGGUGGUGGAGGUAGUGGUGGUAUGGAUAGACAUUAUGGUAACGAUUACUCCCGAAACGAUUACGAUAGAAACCGUGGUGGACGUCCGAAUAGCUAUAAUGAUCGACCAGCAAAUCGAGGGAGGUACGGAAACUUUGGCGACGAGCGUGAUGGCGGUGGCCGGGACGAUUGGAACCGUGACCACGAUGGGCGUGAUGGACGUGGCGGCGGUGGUCGCGGCUACAACGAUCGCGACAAUUACGGACGCGACGAUGGCAAUAGGUACGGCAACUUUGGUCGUAAUAAUCAAUAUCGCGACAACGAUCGGAGAAAAGAUGCUCCACCAUCGUCGCACUACCCGCCACCAUCCAACCCCAGUUCCAACAUGGAGGAACGGCCCCGGCUCAAGCUGGCACCGCGCUCAACGAACGCGCCACUAAAUGCGUUGGCCGAAACGAAGCAAGCGGCUGCCAUAUUUGGCAAUGCGCGGCCCCGCGAAGAGAAAAUCAGCACGGAUAAUAAUGCGCGAAAGCACGCCAACAGUGUUGGUAGCGAAGGUAGCAGUGCGGACGGUGGUGGUGGUGGCAGUGCAUCAUCCUCCGCUACGGGGGCAGAUAAUUAA
Messenger RNA from Anopheles maculipalpis, 1156 nucleotides. RefSeq names its product eukaryotic translation initiation factor 4H-like. The transcript is spliced from 4 exons. Lineage: Eukaryota; Metazoa; Arthropoda; Insecta; Diptera; Culicidae. Gene Ontology annotation, molecular function: RNA binding. The record is from RefSeq and is a predicted model, not a curated record. The coding region runs from base 68 to 1156 and encodes 362 amino acids.